AUGGUCUGUGGAGACGAGCAGCUGCCUCCUCUGCUCUGCUGCCAUCAAAGGCCAGGAUCUGUCGACAGGAGCGUUCUGCAGAGGGACAACCGACGUCAGUCUCUGCAGAGGGACAACCGACGUCGGUCUCUGCAGAGGGACAACCGACGUCAGUCUCUGCAGAGGGACAACCGACGUCAGUCUCUGCAGAGGGACAACCGACCUCUUCAAACCGCCUGGACUUUAUUAAAGUUACAGUCAGUCUGUCUCCUCAUUUUGACCCCCUGCUGUUUGUUUGUUUGUUUGUUUGUUGUUUGUGUAGAUCUGUCAGAGAAGAAGAGCGACCUGAGGGUUUGUGACGACUCCUCCUGCAGAUAUGGAGGCGUCUGCAGGGACGACGGGGCUCAGCUCAGAUGUGUCUGUCAGUUCCAGUGCCACAAAAACUACAACCCGGUGUGCGGUUCUAACGGAGACACGUACCAGAACGAGUGCUACCGGCGGCAGGCCUCCUGCAAGCAGCAGAGACUGAUCUCCAGGAGCCACGACGGGCCCUGCUCCUCCGAUCCUGGUUCUGGUUCCGGAGACGGAGACGAUGACGAAGGCUCGGGCUCCGACGUUGGGAAGAAGUUCACCAAAUGCAGCACGUGUAAAUACGGAGCGGAGUGUGACGAAGACUCGGAGGACGUCUGGUGCAUAUGUAACAUUGACUGCAGCGGGCACAAUGAGAACCCGGUCUGUGCCACUGAUGGAAACUCCUACAACAACCCGUGUCUGGUGCGGGAGGCUUCGUGCAUGAAGCAGGAGCAGAUCGACGUCAAACACCUGGGCAGAUGUUUAGCUGAUAAAGAAAAACUGGGCAGGAAAGACGACAGCGUCCCGUUCAAAGUGAACGUCUUGGAAACCACCGGUCUUGAUCACGGAGAGGGCUUCUACGCCGGGCUGCCCGUCCCCUGCGCCGACAGCUACGCCGGCUUCUGUGUUCACGGGAAAUGUGAGAUCAAGUACAACAUGGCCACCUGCAGGUGUGAUGCGGGCUACAAAGGUCCUCAGUGUGACGAGCCUCUGGACUUCAACGUCCUCUACGUGGUCCCCAGUGGACAGAAGCUGCACUACGUCCUCAUCGCCGCCAUCAUCGGCGCCGUGCAGAUCGCCAUCAUCGUCGCUGUGGUGAUGUGCAUCACAAGAAAAUGUCCAAAAAACACCCGAGGUCGCCGGCAGAAACAGAACCUGGGCCACUUCUCGUCGGACACCAACUCCAGGAUGGUAUAGCCUCGUGGUGUUGGCUGAAGAUCCUUCUUGAUCAAGUUCGUUCUCAUCGAGAGGGAACGUCAUUUUUUUAACAGCAACUCGUUCGUUUUAAUAUCUGAGCAUUUGGUCCAAGGCGAGCGGAAUAUUUAUUUACGAGGCCUUAUUUUUCCUCUUCUAAUGGAAUUCUGGCGCAUUUAUUCUGCGCAGCUGUAAUUUAAUCCUCGUCAGUCCAGAAGAAGGAGAAGGUGAAUCCAGGACCCGCUGACGCUGGAUGAACUACGGAAGCCCAUCGCUGCCACCUAAGACAUGUCGAGAUGCGUCGUAAUUAUGAGACUCUAUGAAAGUUUUUGAUUACAAGAUAAAAUAAUUAACGUUAGAAAAAUCACUUUGAAAAUUUUAAAAUACAACGUAAAGUCCAAAUCAUGUUUU
Nematolebias whitei (Rio pearlfish) is the source of this 1656-nucleotide messenger RNA. It is a transcript of the gene tmeff1a, whose product is annotated as transmembrane protein with EGF-like and two follistatin-like domains 1a. Gene Ontology annotation, molecular function: protein binding. Bases 1 to 1248 code for a protein of 415 amino acids. Lineage: Eukaryota; Metazoa; Chordata; Actinopteri; Cyprinodontiformes; Rivulidae. The transcript is spliced from 10 exons. The record is from RefSeq and is a predicted model, not a curated record.